Molecule: messenger RNA, 1110 nt
Organism: Penicillium cinerascens
Lineage: Eukaryota; Fungi; Ascomycota; Eurotiomycetes; Eurotiales; Aspergillaceae
Product: thioesterase domain protein
Exons: 1
Coding region: 1-1110 (369 amino acids)
Source: RefSeq, a predicted model, not a curated record
AUGACCACCCAACCCCCCAAUGCCUCCCUCUACCCAGGUGAAAUCCUCGACACAAUCGCGGGGUACCCCACGAUCUACAACUACCAACCCAGCACCAAUUCGAAUGAUGCCACCACAAAACCACUGAUAGUGUGCAUCCCCGGCGGAGUCCACCUAGCCCGAAUCUACUACGGCGGGCAUAGUGGCUCCUCCGCAAACAACUUUCUAUCCUAUCACCUAAAUAAGCAUGGCUUCAACGUCCUCUCAGUCUCAUACCCCCUCGCAUCAACACCCGCAAUCAUGCCAGCUACUGCACCACACUUUCGCAUAAAUGACUGGGGUCGUCAAACAGCGACUACGGCUAAGAAAGUCAUUGACGAACACGCCCUCCCUGCAUCCGUCAUUUUGAUCGGCUGGAGUAUGGGCGGCCGCGUGCUCGUUCCAUUCACGGUCUCCGCGAAAGAACUCGGUUUGCACGUGGAGCAGUUUAUUAGUUUUGCGGCAACUCCUGGUAUCUCUGGUUUACGCCCGAAUCUGUACCAACACCCUGUGACGGGUUCUGCGGGUUGUACGGACGUCGGGUAUAUGCUUAAGCCGGCGCGGUUGGAGAAUUUCGUUCUGCAGGUUGAGGAGAUGGAACGGUAUAAUGGCGCGGAGAUUAUUCCGCGGGAUGUUUAUCUAAAGGAAUAUGUCGGCGGGAGUCCGAUUAGUCUCACGGGGUUGAGGUUGAAGUACGAUGGAACGGGGUUUGUACAGGAUGAGAUGACGCAUGAAGAGGAUUCGAGGGUUUGGGAUUUUGCGAAUUGUCCGCUUGUUUCGGGGCUGUGUCCGGAUGGUGUGUUGGAUGCUAGUCAUGCGAUGGCGGAUCGGGCUACUUGGGGGUUUAUUCUGACUUAUCAGUUGGAGAUUGCUAUUGGGAACGAGGGGUUAAAAAGGGUGCAGGGGACGGGGAAGUGGAAGCGGUUGUUGGAUUUUGUUCAUGAUGCGCCGAGGAGGUUGUGUUGGUCGGUUGAAGGGAAUCAUUUCUUUUUCGUUGGAAAGAGGGCUGCGAGUGAGAUGGCUGACAAGGUGGUGAGGCUUAUUGACGAGGCGGUGGUGUUCAGGAGGGAGUUUGACGAGAUACUGUCAUAG